Globicephala melas (long-finned pilot whale) is the source of this 6729-nucleotide messenger RNA. RefSeq names its product protocadherin beta 3 (gene PCDHB3). NCBI's taxonomy places the organism in Eukaryota, Metazoa, Chordata, Mammalia, Artiodactyla, Delphinidae. Gene Ontology annotation, cellular component: plasma membrane. The record is from RefSeq and is a predicted model, not a curated record. Gene Ontology annotation, biological process: homophilic cell-cell adhesion. Gene Ontology annotation, molecular function: calcium ion binding.
UGCAUUUUACAAAAUUUGGAAAAUAAAGAAAAACACAAGUAGGAAAGCGAAACUUCAUCACUUAGAGCAAAAUCUUGUAAAACUUUUUCUGUAAUAAUUACAGGAGGUGGGGUGAAUAGUUCUAGCAGGUGCCCACUUCCGCAAAAUCAUGGAAAUGGGACUCUACCAGGGACAGUCACUUCUUUUAGAUAAGAGCGCAUUUCUUCUCCCUAGAUUGUGUUUAUUUGAACCAUAUAACAGAAGGAAUUCCUACAGUAGCAUCAACUCGGUUUGAUAAAAGGGAAUAAGCGAUUAAAAAAAUCAAAACAAAAAGCCCAGCUAAACAUCACCUUCUCCAAGAUUUUGAAACUGUGAGCGAACGCACGGUGGUGCUGUUGACUAAGAAGGAGAAUUAAACCGCAGGCACUGCGUAUAUACUCUGUAACAACGAUUCAGUGCAGUAAACUAGGGGUUGUGAGCCGGAGCAGAUUUUUAAGCAAGCAAAUCUAAGACUCUGGUAAGGAUUAUUCGCUAGAUUUUCUUCAAAGGUUAGGAGGCAAAAGACUGCGUUUCCCAGUGCUGUUGGAGGCUAGCUUGACCAUAAUUCUCGGAAGAACAUGGCAGAAAAUGCAAUGGAGGCCGGAGGAGAGCGCUUUCUUAGACAAAGGCAAGUCCUGUUUCUCUUUGUUCUUCUGGGUGGGUCUCUGGCUGGGUCCCAGUCGAGACGCUACUCUGUGGCUGAGGAAAAAGAGAGGGGGUUUUUCAUCUCCAAUCUAGCAAAGGAUCUGGGGCUAAGUGUAGGGAAACUGGCCGCGAGAGGGGCCCAAGUUGUGUCUAAAGGGAACAGACAGUAUUUUCAGCUCAACCACCAGACCGGUGAUUUGCUCCUGCAUGAGAAAUUGGACCGGGAGGAGCUAUGCGGCUCAGCAGAGCCAUGCAUACUGCAGUUUCAGAUAUUACUGCAAAACCCCUUGCAGUUUAUUACAAAUGAGCUCCAGGUGAUAGACGUAAAUGACCAUUCUCCGGCAUUCUCUGAAAAUGAAAUGCAGCUGAAAAUCCUAGAAAACACUCCACCAGGAACAAUAAUUCCUUUGGGAAAUGCUGAAGACUUGGAUGUGGGAAGAAACAGUCUCCAAAACUACACGAUCACUCCUAAUUCCCAUUUCCACGUUCUCACACGCAGUCGUAGGGAUGGAAGGAAGUACCCAGAACUAGUACUAGACAAAGCACUGGAUCGUGAGGAGCAGCCAGAGCUUAGGUUAAUGCUCACUGCGCUGGAUGGCGGGACCCCACGGAGGUCUGGGACCGUCCAGGUUCACAUCCUGGUCUUAGACAUAAACGACAACACCCCAGAAUUUACACAGUCCCUCUAUGAGGUUCAAGUUCUAGAGAACAGCCCCGUUAACUCUCUUAUUGUCACUGUUUCAGCUUCUGACUUAGAUACAGGAAAUUUGGGGACAAUAUCAUAUGCAUUUUUUCAUGUUUCUGAAGAAAUUAGAAAAACUUUUCAACUAAAUCCAAUUACUGGUGAUAUCCGACUAAUCAAAUAUUUGAAUUUUGAGGCGAUCCAUACUUACGACGUGGACAUAGAAGCCAAGGAUGGUGGAGGCCUUUCAGGAAAAUCAACAGUGAUAGUUCACGUGGUUGACGUGAACGACAACCCACCAGAACUGACCUUGUCCUCAAUUACCAGCCCUAUCCCAGAGAACUCCCCAGAGACUGUGGUGGCUGUUUUCAGUGUUUCCGACCUAGACUCUGGAGACAAUGGGAAAAUGGUGUGUUCCAUUGAGAACGAUCUCCCCUUCAUCCUGAAACCAUCUGUAGAGAAUUUUUAUACCCUAGUGUCAGAAGGAGAGCUGGACAGAGAGAUCAGAGCCGAGUACAACAUCACCAUCACCGUCACAGAUAUGGGAAUCCCCAGGCUGAAAACCGAGCACAACAUAACCGUGCUGGUGUCCGACGUCAACGACAACGCCCCCGCCUUCACCCAGACCUCCUACACCCUGUCCGUCCGCGAGAACAACAGCCCCGCCCUGCACAUCGGCAGCGUCCGCGCCACAGACAGAGACGCGGGCGCCAACGCCCAGGUCACCUACUCGCUGCUGCCGCCCCUCGACGCGCACGUGCCCCUGGCCUCCCUGGUGUCCAUCAACCCGGACAACGGCCACCUGUUCGCCCUGAGGUCCCUGGACUACGAGGCCCUGCGGGCGUUCGAGUUCCGCGUGGGCGCCGCCGACCGCGGCUCGCCCGCGCUCAGCAGCCAGGCGCUGGUGCGCGUGCUCGUGGCGGACGACAACGACAACGCGCCCUUCGUGCUGUACCCGCUGCAGAACGCCUCGGCGCCCUGCACCGAGCUGGUGCCCAGGGCGGCCGAGGCGGGUUACCUGGUGACCAAGGUGGUGGCGGUGGACGACGACUCGGGCCAGAACGCCUGGCUGUCGUACCAGCUGCUCAAGGCCACGGAGCCCGGGCUGUUCGGCGUGUGGGCGCACAACGGCGAGGUGCGCACGGCCCGGCUGUUGAGCGAGCGCGACGCGGCCAAGCACAGGCUGGUGGUGUUGGUCAAAGACAACGGCGAGCCGCCGCUCUCGGCCAGCGUCACGCUGCACGUGCUGCUGGUGGACGGCUUCUCGCAGCCCUACCUGCCGGCCCCUGAAGCGGAAGCGGCGGACGCGGCCCCGGCCGCCCUGCUCACCGUCUAUCUGGUGGUCGCCUUGGCGUCGGUGUCGUCGCUCUUCCUCUUCUCGGUGCUGGUGUUCGUCGCGGUGCGGCUGUGCAGGAGGGGCGGGCCGGCCUCGGUGAGUCGCUGCUCGGUGCCCGAGGGCCACUUUCCAGGCCACCUGGUGGACGUCAGCGGCACAGGGACCCUGUCCCAGAGCUACCAGUACGAGGUGUGUCUGACGGGAGGCUCCGGGUUCAAUGAGUCGAACGUCUUGAAGCCGAUUCUCCCUAGUGGUCUGGUUCAAGACACUGGGCAGGACUAGUGCAAAAAGGCAAUUGCAAGAAUAGCGUAGGUUUCAUUAACAGAAGAAUCAGAAAAUUGUCUGGCUACGAAUGCUUUCUUUUAAGUCAAGGCUCUUGAGUUGAUACAGUAUUUUGUUUGUAUCUUGAUUUUACUUUCUGUCUAGUUAACCCUGCAUGUUCCUUUUUCAUCUGCUUCCUACCUUUUCAAUCCAGUAUUAAUGUCUCUUUCUUUUUCUAAUAGGUGAGUAAAAAUAAAUGCAUUAUCUUUUAAUGAUGAUUUCAAAUAGGUUUAUUUAAGGUAGUCAUUUCAAAUUCUCUAUCCAAAGCAAUGUAGAGAGAGUUCUGAACCACCAAUAUUAUAAUUUACCCUAUUGAAUAUAGUCAGGUAAUAUUCUUUAUAAUACUCCUAAAGCAGCUUUGUCUGUGGUUAAUGAAGUGGAUAACUAAAAAUGUUUUAAUAUGUACCAUUUUAAGGUGUAUCAUCCUGUAGGGGCUUAGUACUCAAAUACAACUUACACAUAUAAUUCAUUUUCUGUUUUGACAUUUGCAAUUAAUAUUUCAACACUGUAUAUGCUUAUAUUGGCUAAAAAUGGACAAAAAUGUAGGUUAAUAGGUCAGAUUACUCUUAGAUUUGCCUAAAGUGUAUUUAUGAUGGAUGACUGAGAAAAAAAAUUAAACAUAGGCAUUUUGAACAACUGAUUAUGCUUUUCCGUUUGGCAUGAAAAGAUUAUUUAAUAAGCAUCUGGUGGAAUGACAAUUUGUUUUUUAACUUCUGAGAUGUAAGUAUUAUCAACCUGAGGGCCAUUUUAAAAAAAUUUCAAGAAAGUACAUGUAUAUAUGUUCUCUAAAUGCUUUAUAGCAAAAGUGGUGUCCCAUCCAAUCCUACUUUAAAAAAAUUAAUAUCUACUUGGCAUUUAUAUGGUGAUAUAUGAAGGAAAUAUUUUCUUUGCUUCCUCUCUUAGUUCCCUCUUUCAGAUUUCAACCUUAGACAUGACUUAGGAUUAUGUAUUGUACUUUGGGAUAAACACUGCCCAACCACAUCAGCAUUCUACCUCCUAUAGAGUAAUUAAAAGAAGAUUAGAAGAAUGGGAAGUUCUAAAGGGGAGAGAGCGAUAUCACUGUGAAAGUCUAAAUUAACUACAACUAAGAAUAAACUCUUGAAGCAACCAAACAUCAAUUUUUAUGUCUAAUUUGAAUGAAAUAGAAAAAAACCUUAUUUUAAAGUACAAAAUAUUUAGUCCCCAAUUAACAAAUCUGAUUAGGAAAAAAUAAAAUUUCUCCUCAUAGGCAUUUUCUCAUCCAGAGGCAUAGAACUUUCCAGAAAUUGAAUACUCAUGACUAGAAGAAAGAGAACUGAAGUUUCUCAAAGAUUUUGAAAAUUCUCAAAAGAGAAAAAGAAUGUUGUUAACUAGAUGUUAACUAGACUUAUGUCAUCAUUUGCAAUAUGCACAAAUAUCAAAUCAUUGUCACACCUGAAGCCAAUAUAGUGUUACAUGUCAAUUACAGCUCAAAAAUUUAAAACUCCUAAUGACUGUAAAAAAAAACCAAAAAAAUUUAUUACUGACAUGUCUUCAAUCACACAUAAAGUUAUAAUCAUAUUAAAAUGGUGUUAUUUUAUGUAUGAGAGUCAAAUACAUGAAUCUUUAGUAAUCAGGGGAAAGACAGUAUUUCCUUUCACUCAUUAAGUACUUUAUAGAGAUACUGAAUCUGGCUCUUUGGUCAGAUGUUUUUUUCUUCUUUUCAUACUUAGCUGAAUUCUCAUAAAGAUCAGAGAAAAGGCAAAGAAUUCUGAUCGAGACUUCUCUGUAUUUGGCUGGCUUAGUUGCAGCUCAUGUCAGAACCAGGGAAGUUUUCAACUACAGAAAAUAUGGAGGCCAGUUCUUUUUUGGCCAAUAUGGUAUAUGAUUUUGGACUCAAAUUGGAGGCACUAUAUAACCGGGGAGUUAUUUAGACCCAGACAUAAGAAGACAGAUACUUAAUAAUAUCUUAGUUGAUAGAUGCACUGAAUUCACAUAUUGUUGAGAAGUGAUCAGAGUUUCGUAAAGCCAGAAAAGAUCAUAUGGACUAAAUUUGAAGAUAGGAAAAAAUUAUACCUUACUCUUGGUUCAAAGUUGCUUUUAUUUCUUGGCUAUUGGAAACCUUUUACCCUUUUAUUUGAAGACAACUUUCAGAAACUUCUUUACCUGGAUAUUUUAUUAAGUACAUGACAGAGAGGGCACUAUAUGUAUAGUACUAAGUAUCUUUGCCACUUUUUGGAAUUCCCCCAACCGAAAGUCCAGCACUAGGUAAAAAUGAUGACUUUCUACAUUCAUAAUAAUUUCCCAGUAGUUUUUCUUUUAAAGGAUGGACAAAUUCAUUACUGUGAAUUAUUUCCAGAUUGAUCUCUUACUAAUAUUCUAAUCUAGUUUUUAAUACUGAAAGGCAAAGAGAUGAAAAUGAACUUUAAACUUUUAUGUAGAGUUGUUAAAAGACUAAACUAUAUUCAAAUAUCACUCAUUAAAACUAGUGAACUAACUUACCACACUUUUAAUAAAUCUUCCUUAAUCCUUGAAUAUGGCUUCCUUGCAAAUGGGGACUUUAAAAAAUGACAGUUUUUAAACAUAUAUUCCACUACUAUAUUUUGCUUUUUAGAGUAGAUUGUUACAUGUUUUAAAGCUGGCAACCUGUUAGGCAUAAUUCAGUUAUUUGUAUGUCUAAUCCUCAUGUUCUUAGCCAAUAGCUUGGUUGGUCAUAGAUUUUAAAAUGUAAACUAGGGACUUCCCUGUUGGUGCAGCGGUUAAGAAUCCGCCUGCCAAUGCAGGGGACACGGGUUCGAGCCCUAGUCUGAGAAGAUCCCACAUGCUGCAGAGCAACUAAGCUCGUGAACCACAACUACUGAGCCUGCACUCUAGAGCCCACAAGCCACAGCUACUGAAGUCCACGCGCCUAGAGCCCAUGCUCUGCAACAAGAGAAGCCACUUCAAUGAGAAGCCCCCGCACCGCAACGAAGAGUAGACCCCGCUCGCCGCAACUAGCAAACGCCUGUGCACAGCAACGAAGACCCAACGCAGCAAAAAAAUAAAUAAAUUUAUAUAAAAAAAUAACAUGUAAGCUAAUUUUCCUUCUCCCUCUUUUGGUAUUGAAGACUGUUGAUGAACAGUCUAUCAGUCUAGUUCUCAUUCUUUUAUCUGUAAACUUCUUUUCUCUAAGAUGUUUUCUUUAUUCUUGAUGUUCUGAUAUUUGCUAGGUCCAAACCUGAGAUUCACCCAAUAUACUGAAUUUUUUUAAAUUAACUAUAGUUUUUGGUGGGCUUUUUUCCCCCAAAAUUUCCAUUUGGCAGGUUUUCACAACAAUUUGUUCUUUUUUUUUUUUUAAACAAUUGCCAUUUCCUUCUUUUUUGUUGGAGGAAAUUAAAUAUCUUUUACUUUUAAGCUCUUUCCAUAUUGUUCCAAUCUCUGUUUCUUCUGUAUACAUCUUUUAUUUGUUUAGUCUGUUUUUCACACUGUUAGUCUUGUUAGUUGGUGAUAUUUUAUUGAGAACUCAUGUUCUGUUGGAGGUUUCCCUCAUACCAUUACUGGUUUUGGUAGUCUUGCAAAGGGAGGAAGGAGUCUCAAAGUGGUUACAGCCUCAGGCUCUACAAAUCCAAGCCUUAAUUAAGAAGCUUAGCUCAACUUUGCCACACACAAGUAGAAGUUCUGGACCAACACCUAAUGAUGUGUUUGAGCUGGGCCCCAGUCUCCCUUGGGUGGCACUGCUCUGCAUUUGCUCUAUGAAGCAAAAUCUUAGGGACUGUCACCCUUUGCUUCU